AUGGCCGACCCGUUCACCUCGUUGGCGGCGCUGUCGUUGGCCAUGUUCCUCGGCAGCUACCUGGCCGGCUAUGUGCCGCUGCUGUUCACGAUGUCGGAGUCCCGGAUGCGCAUCCUGAGCAUCUUCGGCGCCGGGCUGCUCGUCGGCACCGCGCUGUCGGUGAUCAUCCCCGAGGGCGUGGAGUCGCUGUACGCCGUUCGUGCAGCGGUGCAU
This is a messenger RNA of Mesorhabditis spiculigera, 213 nucleotides long. The record is from the annotation of a GenBank genome assembly. Lineage: Eukaryota; Metazoa; Nematoda; Chromadorea; Rhabditida; Rhabditidae.